CCGACCCCUGAUCAAUGUUGGAAAAUGCCACGUCUUUUUUCUUAUAAAUGGAAAAAAACUGAUUCCCUAGUUGUAAGUGGGGUAAAGGGGACAACUUGCUUGGUAUCGUAGCAUUUUCGCCUGGGAUUGUAGCUUUCAUUUCAGCCGUGACAAGUGCGUGACUUGUCUUGUGACUUAUCAGUGACGGGAACUCGUGACCAAUUACUGACCUGUAUCUCUACAGCUCAUUGUUUCAGUUUGCACGAAGUGUUUUUUUAAGUCAAUCCCCGUGUCAAGCAUGCGGUUAUUUCGUUUGUCUAUAGCACCUGGUAGAAGAGUCCCGCUUUCAUAAUCUCUCGGAUAUUUUGUCGAAGAAAUGGCGCAACCGAAAUUCCACUGAAAAAACAUCUGAAAAAAAAUUCGCUUUUUUGUGCUAUGGGCGCUUCUAGGAGUUCAUUCCAAAAUAAAGGUUCGUCCGCCCCCUACAACACCUAUGUGACAAACAAAACUGGCGGCAUUAAACACCUUUAUGUGCGUCUGCGAGAUGAUAAGCUUGGUGACACCGAGACAUACACACAACUUACAGGUAACAGGCCUACUGGACCAAUUGAAGGAAGUCCUCAAAAGCAGCGAAAAGAAAGGCUAUUUCCGACUCUGAUCCAAGCAGGAUUCUGUUUGCUGCAGCCUGGAAUUCCCAAGCGGUUCAGCGUUGUGAGUCGUGCCAGUCCCCCGAUGUACGCCUCGGUUCAUGAUGGUUAUGACUUGUGGGUGACGGACAUGCUUGUGGAUCCUACAGAAUACGGAUGCGUCGCCAUUAUGGGAGACAAAAAUGGCAUCAAUAUUCAGCCAUCGAAUCCUUGUCCACUGUGGAUACCUCAUACACAAGGCGAUCCUAUUCCGGAACAAGCCAUGCAAGCCAAUAAGGUCAAUUCAUCCAGACAAAUGUAUUUCGGGCGCUCCGAAGGGAAGCUUUGCUUUGUGGAAACCAAGGAUGGCCGGUUGGACUUCUGGCGCGCUAUGUUUGAUGAAUACACGAAACAACUGAGCGGAGAUUUACUGAUGGACACCGGAUUUGACGUGAUUGAAGCGAGGCGGGGUGAUAAACUGCCCCCAAACACUCUUCAAGUGGGCGGUGGCUAUGUGGGUAGGUAUAUCGGGGAUUAUCUCUGUCCGAUCAACGUUCACGAUGGAAAGGUGUGGGAUUUUCAAUCCAUAUUUAAAAUAAGCAACAAAAAGGGAGACAUUGUCGUCAUGACUAAUGAUCCGCUUCUCUGACAAGAAAACGCGAUCAAAAGGGCACCGAACUGUGUAUAAAGUCAUUUAAAAUAAUAAGAAGCAAAGUGUGCUUUUUUGGAAACUUAAGUUCCUUAGUUUCUUCGCUACGGUCGUGUAACAAAAUUAUUCCUGUGAAUUAGUUCGCGGGAAUUAAUUUUGAAGAAAGUGGAAGAGUUUAUACGGUUUCGAAAGUACUGUCUGUCUUUCUUUCUUUCGUGUACACGCCACUUCUUCAAGGGACAUGCACAGCAGUGUCUUUGCUGGUAUAUCGUGUUUUAUCCCUCGGACGUUCAUGCACACACAUACCUCCACCGUCGUACAAAGGGGUGGGAAGGGGGUGGGGGUGAGUUGGGCGUGGAUGGAGCCCUCCCCCACAUCUUCUACUUCUUCGCCAAAAUACUUGUUUUAAAGGAGCUCAGUCACGGUAUUUUGAGUUAUUUAUCUUAGUAGUCAACUAAGAUGGUACAACACCGAAAAGAUAAUAAUAAACCAUAAAGGAACAAGGAUGGUUAAGGAUAGAGAAGAUUAACACAGAUUACAAACGACGAACUUGAAAAAUUUUGGCUAAACUUUACAAGAUGAGCAAACCGUGACGUAGCUCCUUUCAUGUGCUCUGUAAAAUUGAGAAUCUGGAUUCUGGAGCGUGUUACGCGUGGAACGAAAGACGGAGGAAAGCAAACUUCCUCCUGACUUCCCUAUUUUAGAAGUUAUUUAUCUGACUUCCACCCAUCUAAACAUGAACAAAAUCAAACACGUGAAAACUCAGUUGAUAUUCUGCAAAAUAAUGCUUUCUCUUUAUUUACCUUAUUCGUUUACAAGCGAAACGAAUGAAUUUAUAUAUACCAAACAAAAUGACCGUACUUGGUCAUUUUUUUGAAGAGGUUAUCCAGAGUACAUAAUGCCAUAUAUUAAAAUAUUAUUCUUCACAAAUGGAAUAUAUAGGUGUAUGACGGUAAUAAAUAAAUAUAUACAACCCAUGUAUGAACAAAUUUAGG
This is a messenger RNA of Orbicella faveolata, 2249 nucleotides long. RefSeq lists its product as uncharacterized. The record is from RefSeq and is a predicted model, not a curated record. NCBI's taxonomy places the organism in Eukaryota, Metazoa, Cnidaria, Anthozoa, Scleractinia, Merulinidae.